Molecule: messenger RNA, 2070 nt
Organism: Effrenium voratum
Lineage: Eukaryota; Dinophyceae; Suessiales; Symbiodiniaceae
Source: the annotation of a GenBank genome assembly
AUGCAGGCGUCCUCGACCAAGUCGAGAGCGGAGACAUGUCAGGGGAAGCGGCGCUGGCAGCCAUCGAGGCGCUGGCCUGGGCCGCUGAGGAUGCUCCCGCAGAAAGGUGCCGAAGGCGCUGUGAUGGUGGGCGCGGCGGUGGUGGCGGUUCGCUCCAGCGGAUGUCAGGUGGCGCCUCCCAACCUGCUGCGCCUGGCCCGUUGGGAGCUGGCGCAGUGCAACCUGCGCAAGGCCUCCUGGUGCCUCGAUGCCUCCAUGCGUCUUCGCCAGGCGCCGGACAGCGAGCUGUACAGCGAGCUGAUCGUGGGACUGGCGAAGCGGGGCCUGGUGCGGGAGGCGAAGGCAUGGAUGGACGAGGCCGAAGCGCUUGACAUCUCGCUGAGUGCCAGUGCCUACGCCGCAGUGACACCGCAGCGUGUGCGCCGCGACGCUGGGCCUCGGGACGUCUUGGCAGGUCAGCACUGGUGGGGCCGCGUCCGAUGGAUGCGGCAAGAAGGCCUUUGGCAAGGCUGCCCUUCCUGGGCCUGGGCCUUGCGGUGGCUGCAGAAUGCUUGGCAGUCGCGAUUGCCCCCAGAUGAGAAAGCCUACGAGGAGGUGCUACGAGAGAUCCGAGUGCAGAACCCUGAGUCGGCCGCGAGGCUCUUGCAGAGUGCUGCCAAGAUGAACCUCAAGCCCCAGGCAUCUGUCUUUCGCAGCGUCAUCAUGAGCUGCUGUGUGCUGGGCUUGCUGCACACGGCCGCUGGCCUUGUGGACAUCAUGGUCUCUUCCGGCUACACUCCCAGCAGCGACAUCUACAGGGCGAUUUGUGAGAACCAGGCCAAGCGGAACGGCGACCUGGAGCCCUGGCUCGCCAAGCUCGAGGACAGUGAGAAGGAGCUGACGCCUUUUGUCUUGAUGUCAUGCAAUCGUGCCAUGGAGGGCAACGCGGCAGCUGCGCAGGCCUGGCUGCAGCGCGCCUGCGCUGCUCGCCUGGAGCUGGACGUGCAGUGCUACAGCAAGGUGCUGGCCGCACACCUGCGGCCUUCGGCCGAGCAGGCGAACACCGACUGGUCUCUCCCUAUCUCGCGGGCAGAGGGCGCCCAGAGGUGCCUGGAGGAAAUGAUCACCCAGGCGCUGGAGCCAGAUGCAGGCUGCUACAGAUCCAGCAUCAAGCUGAUGGAGACCAUGCUGGAUCGCCGUCUUCACGAUGCACAGUGCUUCAACGCCGUGCUUUGCGGUCUUAUGCACCAGCACGAGCCUGAUCUGGCAGCUCACUGGCUUCAGAGGAUGUUGGACACAGAGGCAGUGGCCGAUGAGGUGAGCUUCAACGCAGUUGUCUCUGCGUACAUCUCCGAGGGCAAGAUGUCGCAGGCCGGGUAUUGGUUGAAGAAGAUGGUGACCAUGCGAUUGGUGCCCGAAAGGACCAAGUUCAACGAGGUGAUCCGACACCACGCCAAGCUGGGGCAGGUGAAGGAGGCCUUCUUUUGGCACUCGCUGAUGAAGGCCUCCCCUCCUUCUCUCCCGGAUCUGGUCUCCUAUCAGCACCUGCUCGACGCGGCCGCCGCCGCGCAACAUGAGGAGGCUGUGGCUGGGGUGCUGCAAGAGAUGCGCACCCUGCGAUUGGCGCCUGACGUCAUCACCUACACCAACCUUAUCCACAGCUCCGCCCGUCAUGGCGAUGACACGGCGAAGAGGUGGCUGCAAAGCAUGGUGGAGGACUCUGUUCAGCCGAGUCUGGUGACCUCCAACGUGGUCCUCUCCUCCCUUGUGAGGCAAAGUGAGUGCCAGCGUGCGGAGCAGUGGCUUGGUCGGUUUCAGGAGAGCUUCCUGCAGCCCGAUGUCGCCUCUUACACCAUGCUGAUGAAGGGCUAUGCGCGCCAUGGCGUGGCAGAGAAGGUGCUGCAUUUGCUUGAACAGAUGCUCCAUGCUCGUGUGGAGCCAGACUGGGAGACCUGGAAAGUCUGUUCAGAGGCACGGCGCAUGCCGCGAUGUCGCGAGCGGAAAGCAUCUCGGACGUCGGCGCUUCUGCUUGCUGUAUUCACGCAUCAUAGCUUCGGAUUGGAGGAUAAGUUCUUUGUGGGCAGCGGCUGA